This is a messenger RNA of Neolamprologus brichardi, 4446 nucleotides long. The record is from RefSeq and is a predicted model, not a curated record. NCBI's taxonomy places the organism in Eukaryota, Metazoa, Chordata, Actinopteri, Cichliformes, Cichlidae.
GAUGAUUUAUUAAGCAUGAGUACAGACACAGAUCUCAUAGAACAGACUCGUGUGCAUCCAAUGGAUGUUCAGAUGGCAGUAUUUCACUGCUCAGACAGCUUCCUUAAACAGAUGAUGAUUACAAAGCUCUCUCAGUGUCAGUAUGCCUUACCUUUGCUUGUUCCUGACCCAGUCACUAAGGAGAUCGAGUGUCCUCUGUGGACUUUCAGACAAAUAACAAAAACCUGGAAGGUAACUGAAAUCAAAGAUGGCUCAAACAUUGUCUCGACAAAGAGUGUUCCAGUCUGCAAAGCUAAGACACCCUUGGUAUCAUUUUUCCGCCUGGGUUCUCUGUCAGUGUCUAAAUCUCAGCUGAUGAACACUUUGAUCAACGACCGUCACAGCACCUUCUUCCACAGAAACUGUCCAGGAAGCACCAAGUCUCGCUAUCUGAUGGAUGGCGUGGCAGAGAUUGCCUGGUACUGUCCAGGUGGAAAACCAAAUGAUGCCUUCAAUGACUGCAUUGCUUUUUGUAAUCUUCAUGGUGAUGCUCUGUUGAUUGAAAAACAGCGUGACAUACUUAUUGAAAAAUCUUCCAUCAAUAUUAUUCUUGUUGCAUCUUUGCAAAAGCAUGAAGAAAGCAAGGUAUUUAUAUCAGGUCUUCUUAAAUCUCAUAAGCCUCUCAUUUGUCUCUGUUCUGAUGACAGCUAUAAUAUUAAGAACAAAAAGGCAAAAUACAUAUUUGGUCUCAAGGACAAAAGCCAGUCAGAUGUAUCUGAACAUCUGACACAGAUCAUUAGAGAAGUUUUAUCUUUGCUAGAUGGUUCCAGCUUGAAACCAUCUUUCCACCUUGAAACCAUGACUGAGCUCUCUGGAAUCAGAAUGGAUGAAAGUGACCCAGCCUGUGAAAGAGGGAAAUCUGCUGUUAAGAAAAUUAUGGAUCUCAUUACAAUGGAUAACAUGGAUGUCUCAAAGAUCAAAGAUAAAUUCCUUCCUUAUCGAGGCCAUCUGUGGCAUCAGUGGAGCAAAAUACACAAAGAACUGUAUCAUCUGAAAGGAAAUGUUGAAAAGGAGAAAAGUAAAAAGCAACAAGAACUGAAAACCAUACGUCAGAAACAAUGUCAUGCUUCCUGCAAACUGAUCGAGUUGUUCUUUGAAAGUCUCUCAACAUUGCAACCACUUGAUAAAAAAUAUUUUCUGAAAUGGAUUCAAAUCUUAAUGGAUGCCCUCUCCACAGAUGAUCUUUCUGUCAUUCUCGAAAGCUAUAAUGAAAAGUGGUCUGAGGUCUUGGCUUUAAAGAACAAAUCUGACAAAUCGGAAAUGUUGGCCUUGACAGACAAGCAGAAAAAAUCUGACUUGUUAAUAAAAAAACAAACUGAGCUUGAAAAAAUAUCCAAAAGACUGCAGUCUGCAACUUUUGGUUUGGAGCACAUCUUCAGAGAAAUGGGACAGAUCUAUGAAGCUCAUAGAGCAAUAGAAGGACAGAGCAGACACACUGACUGGUCUAAAUACCCUGAGCUGGCUGCACAGCUGAUGAUAUCAGGGCACCCGAUGGAGCUGAUGGAUGGUGAUGCAGGUCACGUGCCUUUAACAUGGAUCUCCAGUCUUUUAGAGGAAGUCAUCAAGAAACUGGGGGACCAGAGUGUUUUUGUGUUGUCAGUUUUGGGCGUACAAAGCAGUGGAAAAUCAACAAUGCUGAACACCAUGUUUGGUUUGCAGUUUGCAGUGAGUGCAGGCAGGUGCACCAAAGGUGCCUUCAUGCAGCUGCUCAAAGUAUCAGAGGAGAUGAAGAAAGACUUGAAGUUUGACUAUCUUCUAGUGGUGGACACUGAAGGACUGCGUGCUCUUGAGCUGGAAGGUACCAUCACUGUUCGCCAUGACAACGAACUGGCAACAUUUGUUGUUGGUCUGGGAAACCUGACACUGAUCAACAUCUUUGGAGAGAAUCCAUCUGAGAUGCAGGACAUCCUGCAGAUUGUUGUUCAGGCUUUCAUGAGGAUGAAGAAAGUUCAACUUUCUCCCAGUUGUGUGUUUGUUCACCAGAAUGUUACAGAUGUCGCAGCAGCAGAGAAAAACAUGGAUGGAAAGAGACGCCUGCAAGAAAAACUGGACCAGAUGACCAAACUAGCAGCUGAACAGGAGGAUUUCAAUGCUGACUGCUUCAGUGAUGUCAUUAAGUUUGAUGUCCAAAAAGAUGUGAAAUACUGUGCCCAGCUAUGGGAGGGCAGUCCACCCAUGGCUCCUCCUAAUCCAGGUUACAGUGAGAGCAUCCAAGAAGUGAAAAACACCAUCCUCUCUAAAGCUUCACAGUCUGAUGGGCUCACUCUCACACAAUUCAAAUACAAAAUCCAGGACCUGUGGAGUGCCCUCCUCAAUGAAAACUUUGUAUUCAGUUUCAAAAACACGCUUGAAAUUGCAGCAUACAGAAAACUGGAGAUCCAAUACGGAAACUGGACCUGGGCCCUGAGGAGCAACAUGUUGACUAUUGAUUAUCAACUUUAUAACAAAAUUGAAAAUGGAAAUGUUGACAAGGUGGAGGUGAGCUGUCUUAAAAAAGAAUCAAAUAGAACAUAUGAAACAAUCAGCGAAGAAAUGACAGCAUACUUUGAGGAUGAUAAAGACAAAGAAAUCUUUGCUCAGUGGAGAGGCCGAUUUGAAACCAGAAUCAGAGAGUUUUAUGAGGAACAGGUGAGCACAGUGAAAACAAAACUGGAUGAAGUUAUUCAGCAGAAGAAGGCUCGUGAAAAGAUGGAUGAUAAGAAGAAAGAGUUUGAGGACAAGCUGCUACAGAAGAGCAAAGAGCUCGCUCAGCAGCUGAAGGAUAAGGCCAAUGAUGAAGAAGAACUUAACAAGCAGUUCAGCUCUGUUUGGAGUGACUUGGUUAAUGAAUUAACAGCUGAUAUAAAACCUGUUGAAGACAUCAACCUGGAAGAAGAUCAGUUUACUAUCCUUCGAGAACUUGGUUUUGAAGAGAGUUUCACAAAUGAAUGCAAACAAAAUGGCAGAUACAAGAAAAUAUCCAGCAUUAGUGAUUAUUCAGAUUAUGUAAAACAAAAAAAAGUUGUUCAAAUUAAAUUGCCAUUAAAUGCAUUAUCAAAUGAAAACCAACAACAGAUCAGUUCACUCAUUGAAAAAGCUGUAAUUGAGUCACUUGAUGCAAUCAAAAGCAAGCCUGUAGCUACAAGAGGCUACAAACUAACUUAUUUGCAAGAAGCAGCCAAACAGGUAAUACAAAAAGUCGACAAUUUUCAGAAGGAGGGGAAAUGUGCUUUGAAGAAGACGUUUACAGUUGAUCUCAUACUGUAUGUGUGUUCUAAAUCAGAGAGUUGGAUUCUAGACUCACAGAAGAAAUUCAAAAUUAACAACGAGCCACUGACUUAUUUAGAAAGCAAGAAAACACAGUAUUACAAUGUUUUUAGAAGCUUUUGUGAAGGAAGCUCAUCUGCUGUUGUACUUGGGGAAUUGAUCUGUGAAAAGCUGAAAGCUUCCACUGUUGAGGCUGUCUGUAACAAGACUGCCAUUGGUCUGGCUGGAGAGAUGAGGUGUAAUUUCCCAGCAUUCAAUGGGAACAGGCUGAACCUGGAGAAACAUGUGCUGAAGUCACUCGCUGAGAAAGAAGACUUUGAUGAUUUCAUCACCUACAUCACAAAUCCAAGAAGCCAAACAGAAGCUUUUAUAAAAGCAGAAGUAGAGAAAUACAUCUUCACAGAUCUCAGAGAUAUACUCAAGAAAAAUACUGAAGAUUUAAACACAUUUGUGAAUCGAGCUUUAUUUACAGCAACACAGAAAGUCCAAAAUCAGACAGGAGACAUAAACAUGUGGCUGAAGGAAUUUUCUAGUUUGCUAAAAGAUGAGCUAACAUUUGAGACCAUUAAUUCUCAAAAUUUCAGUGACAUCAAUGAUUUUGAGUUUCUGAAGGAAGAGAUAAAGAAACGAUUUGAUUCCAUCACUGAGCAAACUAGCAGCCUCUUUUUGGACAAACUGAAGGAAUCCAGGCUGAAGCCUGAUGAAAUCCUCAUUGAUCAGCUGUGUAGGUGCUGCUGGGUAACGUGUCCCUUCUGUGCAGCUGUAUGUACUAACACCAUUGAAGAUCACAGUCCUGAUGACCACAGCGUCCCUUUUCAUCGACCUGUGGGACUCAAAGGAUGGCACUAUAGACGCACAAAGGAAUUCAGCAUCAAUUUCUGCACAACAAAUGUUGCAAGCGGUCUCAAAUUUCACCCUCAUCGGGAUUCAGAGAAAUCUGUUCGCUAUAAACAGUACAGAACUGCUGGUCCAGAGUAUGCUAACUGGAGAAUCACCUCUGAUGACUCUAAACUGGUGUACUGGAAAUGGUUUGUGUGUCGAUUUCAAGAGAAACUGGAAACGCACUACAAGUUCAAAUUCCAGGGCAGUGGAAUAAUUCCCUCUGACUGGAUUAAAGUCUCUAAAGCUGAUGCCAUUAAAAGUCUGAAUGAAAUGUGUUAA